Malania oleifera is the source of this 2299-nucleotide messenger RNA. Its product is annotated as senescence-associated protein SPA15, chloroplastic. Gene Ontology annotation, biological process: leaf senescence; cellular response to oxidative stress. The coding region runs from base 206 to 1585 and encodes 459 amino acids. The transcript has 13 exons. Gene Ontology annotation, cellular component: chloroplast. NCBI's taxonomy places the organism in Eukaryota, Viridiplantae, Streptophyta, Magnoliopsida, Santalales, Ximeniaceae. The record is from RefSeq and is a predicted model, not a curated record.
AUGGCAAAUGGGGGCGUUCGCGGGGCCACACGCUUAUCUUGUGGAUGCGAUUCUCUUUCCCCGGCCCUCUUAAAUUUUACAACUCUCCUCUCUUCCUCUUUCUCACUCUAUAGGAAAGUGGGCGCUUCCUUCAACAGCUUUGUGCUACAGUAAAUGAAAUGCUGGCUUGAACUAUUUAUAUUUUCUUCUCAUCUUGACGCCUCACAUGGCAGUUACUGCAAGCAAGUUUUCUAGUGGCCCUGCAGUGACUAAGAAGCCAACUGUUUCUAAAUCAUGUGGAAUAAUUUAUUCAUUUUCCAAGUUAACACAGAACACAAGGUUAUAUCCUACAAUUCGGUUAUUUGAGCAUGGACAACACAGCAACGGGCAUCCACUGACAACUAAAUUGAGCUUUUCUGAUGUUUGUUUGUGGCACACCCAUGGAGGACUUAAUAGUAAUAUUACUUCUCGAAGAUCUUGCAUUUUAUGUCAGUUGACAAGAAUGCAUAACAGUGAAGCAAAAGAAUGUGCUAGAAACCAUGGUGACUAUUCAGAUUUAUCCAGUGCACCAAGUGGAGAUGAUGACAAGCAUCCAGUAAUUCUUCAGAGAUCUAUUCAUUCAAGUCGGGGAUUAGCUGAAGCUUGUAAAUUUGUGUACAAUGAUGCAAAAUUUGUGAAUGAAAGGGCACGUAAUGACAUCAUCAUGCUAUCUCGGGGCAUAAUGAGGUUAGAUGCCCGUGCACGUCAAGAUUUUGCUAUUCUUGGGUUGGAAUUUCUCAAGCUUGAUGCUCGAGCUAGGGAGGACACUGAGAGAAUUGACCAUGAUGUGAAGGAAAAAGCAGAACACCUUCAUCAUAUAGCAAGUAUUUUAAAGAAUAAAGCCCAGUCUAGAUUGAAAAGUGUUGCUGACAGGCACUGGAGUGAUGGAGCCCUGGAGGCUGAUUUGCGCCGUGCUGACUUCUGUGCAAAACGGCGUGCAAUGGAAGAUGCCCUAAUGGCUUUGGAGUUCAUCAAAGAUAUAAAUGACCUGAUGGUGAGCAAGUUGUACAAGUUCCCUUUAUGUAGGAAAAAGGGUUCGUUAUCUGCUAAUAACACAACGGGACAUAUAAUGCUUGAAAAGAAUGGGAAAACUCUUGAUUUCUUCCCUGGGGAAGUGUCAACAAAUCGCAUUACUGCUAUUCAGGAAGCCUACUUGAGUAUGGCAUCUGCUCUUUCAGAAGCUGAUGGAAUCGAUUAUACUGAUCCGGAAGAGCUGGAGUUGUUGGUGGCUGCACUUAUAGAUCUUGACGCAAUGGAUGGUAAAAGUAGUGUAUCAUUAUUAGCAGAAUGUUCUAGUUCUCCAGAUGUCAAUAUGAGACGAGCAUUAGCCAAUGCAUUGGCAGCAGCCCCUUCCAUGUGGGCUCUGGGAAAUGCAGGCAUGGGUGCAUUACAGAGACUAGCAGAAGAUAGCAACCCAACUAUUGCUGCCGCCGCAUCCAAAGCCAUCCGUGAACUGAAGAAACAGUGGGAAAUAGAGGAAGGAGAUAGUUGGAGGUUCAUGAUGGAUCAAAAGCCAAUGGAAGAUGUAGAUAGCGAGGAAGACAACAACAAUGCAGAAUUGAAUUAGAAGCAUCCACACACAAUUAUACAUAGCAAUUAACAAAUCAGUGUAGAUGUCUAAAUCAAGGAGCAAGGAACAAUUAGGAUAAUUCACCACAUGAAAAGAAGGGUAACAAAUUGUUAGAUGGAUGGUGUUCAUUGUGGAGGCUUGGUCCUCCCGUGCGCACAGUGUGGAGGGGUGGGAUGGGCUGUGAUCAUCGUGCAAGGGACAACCAUAUUUUGAGAUUUUAUUUGAUUUUGAUUUAUUUUAUAAUUGGUUAUGCUAAAAUUUCUUUAUAGCAAAUUAGGAAAGCAUAUCUUUUAGAAUUUAGGGAACUAGAACUUUGGAAACUAAUUACUUAUAUUAGAAGGUUAUAUGCCUUUGAAGGCAGUCUUUGAUUAUUGAAAUUGAUUUGGGCUUGUGGUUAGGUUUUUGGCCUUGCGUGCGUUCAGUGACUUUUUUGCCUUGCAAGUUCUGGCGCGCACACUGGGUAGAAAAACACUAACCCAAGGGCAAAUGUAUUGGUAAUCAAGUGGCCCUCAUAUAAAUUAGUAGUCUCCUAAUUUCCCUAAUUUGUUAUAUGAAGGUAUUCAUAACCAAAUCAUAAAAUAGAAUCAAAAUUGGAUAAAACUCAAAAUUUGGUUCUUUUCUUGAACAAUGUGCAAACCUACACGAUAAAUGCUCAUUGUUGUCAUCCAUGCUGAUCUAAUAGAAAUGAUUUUUCACGUGUUCAUGUUUGAA